CCUUUAGAAGUUGAAAGUUGGAACCUACAACUGAGAGCAGAAAAUACCGACCAACUAACUAACUAAAGCCUCUCUUCGUUGCUGUGAAGGGCGAACUCCGAACUCCGAACUCCGUAAUCUUCUUCAUGGCUUGUUCUCUACUUUCGCCGUAUUUCAAGCUUCCAAGCUCAAUAUUGGCACGCGAUGCCAUGAGGAAGCAGAAGAAGAAUUGGAGAAGAAAUAUAGUAAUCAGGGUUACUGCUACAGAGAAGAACGGAAAUGACGGGAGGAAAGAAGACGAUGGCCCCGCCUUUAAUCCCUUCGGUUUUGUCACCGAUAAUCCGUCUAGCCGAGGAGCUAUUCAGCUUCCUGAUAUCCCGGCUGAGGAUGGGAAUGUCGGCCAGAUGCUUUAUAGAAUAGAAGAUAAGGGGAAGGAUUAUGGCUCUUACAUCAAAUCUGGGGAGUUUGUAUGGUUUGUGAGAGAAACAGGAUCCUCUGAGAGCCGGCGUGGCACUGUCAUUUUCAUUCAUGGGGCUCCAGCACAAUCUUAUAGCUAUCGAGUGGUUAUGGCUCAGAUGGCAGAUGCUGGCUUCCACUGCUUCGCACCUGAUUGGAUAGGAUUUGGUUUUAGUGACAAGCCCCAGCCUGGUUAUGGAUUUAACUACACAGAAGAGGAGUUCCAUGUGGAAUUUAAUAAAAUACUUGAUGCGCUGGAUAUUAGCUCUCCAUUUUUUUUAGUGGUUCAGGGGUUUCUUGUAGGUUCAUAUGGAUUGACCUGGGCCUUGAAAAACCCAAGCAGGGUUUCAAAGCUUGCAAUUCUUAACAGUCCACUGACAGAUACAUCUCCAGUUCCUGGAUUGUUUCAACAGCUAAGGUUUAGUGUUUUCCUCCUAACAGUAAUGGUUUUGGAUCAAGAUGAAAUGUGUACCUUGCAUCAUCCAGUUGUUUUAUAAACCACAUGUGAAUCAUUUUUCCUUCAACUAUCCAUGGGCUCUUAUUAACUAAACAUUCGAUCUUAAUGUGAAACAAGAUUACAAGUUUACAACAAUAACUCCUACUGUUUCUGAAAUAGUUGUUGGUACAGACUUUUCUAGAUAAAUUAUGUUUCUUAUUUUGGUAC
Molecule: messenger RNA, 1099 nt
Organism: Macadamia integrifolia
Lineage: Eukaryota; Viridiplantae; Streptophyta; Magnoliopsida; Proteales; Proteaceae
Exons: 6
Coding region: 126-932 (268 amino acids)
Cellular component (GO): chloroplast
Molecular function (GO): catalytic activity
Source: RefSeq, a predicted model, not a curated record